AUGAAAAUAGUUGUUAAAUAUUUCUAUACAAUUUGUUAAUAAGAAUAAAGAAAAGAAACAAUUAGAUAAAUGAUAGCUGAAUACUUUGAUGAAAAUAUAGAAUUUGAUAAAGAUAUUUUUAAGGAUUAUUAAGAAUUUUUGCAAUUCAUUUUUCCUUUUCGACCAAAGAGUCUAAAUAAAUUAGGAGAAACAAAGAAUAUUAAAAUGUGUAAUAUUCUUAUAUCAGAAUUAAUUGAGACUUAAUAAAUAAUGGAUACUAUGUUAUUUGAGUAAAGAAAAGAUUUAAGUUAAUAAGACAUAUUACAAAUAUAUAAGGAAAUUGAUUCAACAUCUGAUGGUUUCAUAGAUGUAAUCAAAUUAAAAAAAUACCUAUAUUAAUAAUUUAACUAUAAAACUUCAAAUGAUGAUUUAAUUUAUAUAUUUCGAAGAAUGGACAAAGAUGAAGAUGGAUUUAUUAGUAUAGCAGAAUUUAUAGAUGAAUUUACUUUCGAGAAUUAGUAGAUUUCCUAGAUGUCAACAAUGGCCUAAACGAGAUAACAAUCAUAAACAUCAUCUUAAACAUAAUUUGUACCUCCUUAUUCUGAAGAUUGUAAAGAAUUUGCAUUAUUUAUUAAUAAAUUGCAUAAUAUUACAGUUAUUGAUGAAGAGGAGUUACUUAAAUUGAAAAGAUAAUUUAUAAAAUAAAAAAAGCAAUCUUUUUUUAAUUUAUUUGAAGCUAUUGCCCAUUCCAUUUAUUUAGAUAAACGAGAUCUAAGUAAUUUAUUAUCAUAGUAAUAAUUUUAUUAUAUUAAGUUUUAAAAUAAGUGUAAAUAAUGAUUUAGUGAGGAUUUGCAAAUUAUUCAAUAAGGAUAAUCCAGAUUAAAUAGAUUUUUAGGAUUUUCUAAAAUUUUUUACUUUUUGA
Paramecium pentaurelia is the source of this 901-nucleotide messenger RNA. Lineage: Eukaryota; Ciliophora; Oligohymenophorea; Peniculida; Parameciidae. The record is from the annotation of a GenBank genome assembly.